Penicillium cosmopolitanum is the source of this 1818-nucleotide messenger RNA. RefSeq names its product STE20 family serine/threonine-protein kinase. NCBI's taxonomy places the organism in Eukaryota, Fungi, Ascomycota, Eurotiomycetes, Eurotiales, Aspergillaceae. The transcript is spliced from 4 exons. The record is from RefSeq and is a predicted model, not a curated record. Gene Ontology annotation, biological process: protein phosphorylation. Gene Ontology annotation, molecular function: protein kinase activity; ATP binding. Bases 1 to 1818 code for a protein of 605 amino acids.
AUGGCGGACGAUAUGGCGAGUCGUUACCAGAUGAUGGAGGAGCUGGGAAGUGGUAGCUUUGGCGUUGUCUACAAAGCGAUUGAUAAAGCCAACGGAGAAAUCGUCGCAAUCAAACAUAUCGACCUCGAGUCCAGCGAAGACGAUAUCGCGGAGAUCCAGCAAGAGAUUUCCGUUCUGGCUACCUGCGCCAGCGCAUUUGUUACACAAUACAAGGCCAGUUUCUUAAAAGGUCACAAGCUAUGGAUCGUUAUGGAAUAUUUGGGCGGAGGAUCGUGUCUUGACCUGUUGAAACCAGGGGUUUUCAACGAAGCGCAUGUAUCGAUCGUCUGUCAACAACUGCUACAAGGUCUCGACUAUCUACACACCGAGGGCAAGAUACACCGUGAUGUCAAGGCCGCCAAUGUCCUCCUCUCGAACACCGGAAAAGUGAAGCUAGCCGAUUUCGGUGUCGCGGCACAGCUAGUCAACAUCAAAUCUCAACGCAAUACAUUCGUCGGCACACCAUUCUGGAUGGCGCCGGAAGUUAUCCAGCAGGCUGGUUAUGACUUCAAGGCGGAUAUAUGGUCGCUGGGCAUCACUGCCAUUGAGAUGAUCAAUGGCGAACCCCCGCAUGCCAGCACGCACCCGAUGAAAGUACUUUUCCUCAUCCCGAAGAACCCUGCACCACGACUUGAGGGACCGGAAUAUAGCAGCACUUUCAAGGAUUUCAUCGCACAGUGCCUGACAAAGGAUCCGGAGCGCCGACCUAGCGCGAAAGAGCUGCUGAAACACAAGUUCAUUCGUAAUGCUGGCAAGACGGAAGCUCUUCAGGAAUUGAUUCAACGCAAGCAGGAGUGGGAUGGUGGCCGAGGCCUUACCAAAGAUGUCAAGUACUACGCCGAGACUCUCACCACCCUCAACAGGGGCGCUAUGGAAGAUGAGGAUGAUUGGGUUUUCGACACUGUCAAGGCCCCAACGAUGCGAACCCCAAGCAAGAACCCCAGCAUGUGGGUGCCCGCCGGCACCGACUGGACCACUCUCGACGAAGAAGAGAGCGACCCCGACCCAGCUCAGCUGAUGGAGGACAUGCACAUAUCCCCGUCGCCUCAGCCACCGCAGCCACCGAAGCAUCAAGCGAACUCGACCGUCCGACGCACACCCGGUUACGAAAGAUCUCCUUCUAUUCGACGAGCCAAUACCAAGCGACGUUCCAGUGGUGUAAAACAACCAUUGGGAUUGGAUUUGAGCUUUGGCAACAGUCCUUCGACUGUGCGCCACUUCCGCCGUGUAUCGGACCGUGUGUCUUCUACUGAAGUUCCACCCCAAAAGGGCUCAAGCGUCUUUGACGAGAACUCCAGCCCGAAAGUGGUCUCUAGCGAUAGCCCGAGCAAAGAAGCCCAGCUAGGGCGACGGGCUUAUGCUAAAGCGAUUGGUCACUCCUGUCAGGAAGUUCUUUCAACAACAGGCGAUGGCGAGAAGCGCGAUGCUAUUUCCCGCUUGGCCGAGGCCUGGAGCGACCUGGAAAUGGUCGACCCUGAGGGUCUUUACCACAUCGUCCGGAUCAUGAACGAGAAAUUCUCAGCAGAUCAUCGUCUCUCCAACUUGGUCCCAUCAUCGCCACAGCCGGACUCUCCUGGCCGCCCCCGCCUCGUUCUCGCACAAAACAACCCCCAUCUUAAAAGUCACCGUCGCCGUCAAUCGACAACGGAGCCUCCUCCCCAAUCACCCUUGUCCAAUCUUCCUGGCCAACAAGUGCCCGGAAUGGAGCACACAAAACAGCUCUCCGAUGUACUCCACCAGCGAUGGGCCGAUGGACUUCGCAACCGAUGGGGCUUUUAA